AGAGAGUUAGAUUGGAUGUGAGCGCUGUUUCUGUGAAGCCGCAUUUCCGUGUUCUGCAACUUGUUACUUCUGCCAAUACCUACUUGCAAACAUUAAACCUAUACACAUCUUUCAGUUGCCAUUAUUGACUCCUCUCUUCAUCUUUUUAAAUUCAUAAUCUCUUUUCGAUAGACAUUUACCCUUUGGCUUUUCUUUCUCUCUUUACAUCAGGUCGUCGGUGUCAACCCUUUCUUCCUCUUUUGUUUCUUUUAUCUAAAAUUUUGGCCUGCGUAAGACAGAUAUGCUUCCUAUCUAUCACCAUUACUUAUAAAUGAAAGGGCUAAGGCAGGCACUGCAUGAACUUCAGUAGCUUCUCCUUAUUCUCUUAUCUAUUUCUCUUCUCUUUCCUGCUGACUAACUGCCUCUUCCAGGGUUUAAAGUUUAAACCAUGUCAUCUUUGUUAGCGCGAACAGGCAGACACAGACAGCGUUACCAGGAUAAUCUUAGACUCGUAGCUGGGUGUAUUCCUUACAAACUUUACAAGAACGUUGAGGACCAAAGCUGCAGAGUGGAGGACAAGAUACUAGUCCUCAUGAUUUCGACGCCAAAUCGUGAUGAUCUUGUGUUUCCAAAGGGAGGGUGGGAAGAUGACGAGUCCGUUGAAGAAGCUGCAAGUCGAGAGGCCAUGGAGGAAGCUGGAGUGCAAGGACUGCUCGGUGAAAAUCCACUGGGAGUUUGGGAAUUUCGAAGCAAGAGCAGUCAGAACAGUAGCAGCUCGGUAGGAGGCUGCAGAGGCUAUAUGUUCGCAUUGGAGGUGACUGAAGAGCUCGGCCACUGGCCAGGACAGGCUAGUUACACUAGAAAAUGGCUAGUGACAGAGGAAGCAUUUAAACGGUGCCGGUACGACUGGAUGAAAGAAGCUCUUAAGAAUUUUGUGGCAGACAUGUCAAAGGAGAGAAGGCAUGGGAAAAAGAAAGAGUCAGGCGUGAGCGAAACCGGGGCGGGGAGUCAAAUGGGGUCGUCGAGUUUGUGGGGGAAGGAAACUGGUGUAUUGAGGAGGUUGAAGAAUCCUGUAGCAAGCGCUGUGUAGAGACGAUUGUUUGUAAAAUGUUAUUGUUGAAGCAUUAAUUGUAUAGUUGGGUGAUAAAUAAAUUCUUUUGUAUUGGUUUAGAAUCCAUUUGAAGUCAAAGUUUUGAAAGCAAUGAGUGAGUGAGCA
Molecule: messenger RNA, 1195 nt
Organism: Ricinus communis (castor bean)
Lineage: Eukaryota; Viridiplantae; Streptophyta; Magnoliopsida; Malpighiales; Euphorbiaceae
Product: nudix hydrolase 13, mitochondrial
Exons: 5
Coding region: 428-1069 (213 amino acids)
Cellular component (GO): nucleus; cytoplasm
Molecular function (GO): pyrophosphatase activity
Source: RefSeq, a predicted model, not a curated record